AUGGCAUUUUCUACUAAAGCCUUUAGAAGCUGCAGAUCGUUGCCAUUGAGACUUCAUUCGAAAGCUUUCUUCAGAUGCAAUACCAGACUUUAUUCUUCAGCACGCACAAACUCCGAAGCUCUGUCAACUAUUAAAUAUGUUGCGGGUGCUUUACUUUUUGGAAGCGGUAUUUCCAUGGGAAUCUACUGGAAUCGGGCAAAGAGUUCCAAGGGAACAUUGAAUAAUGAUAAUACAACAGAUAAUUCAACUAGUAGGCUCGGAAGUGUUUCUCCAGUCCAGUAUGCUACCGAAGCAGACUUCAAAAAGGCUAUUAAGGAAAUCAAGAAAAUUGUUGGCAAAGAUAACAUCAGCACUGAUGCAGAUGUUAUUCUUUCUCAUAGUGAUUCGUUUUUUAGUACCCAUCAUCCUCCAAAUCCAACCGAACAAAAACCGCAAGUGGUGAUUUACCCUAACUCUACGGAGGAUGUCUCGGAAAUUGUGAAGGUUAUGCACAAGUAUCGUGUUCCCAUUGUCGCCAGCUCGGGAUUGACAUCGUUGGAAGGCCAUACGAUGCAUACUAGAGGGCCGAUCAGUGUUUCGUUGUCGUUUGACCGUAUGGAUAAUGUGCUUGCAGUUCAUCCUGUCGAUCUUGAUGCCAUAGUCCAGCCUGGUGUGGGAUGGCAAGAAUUGGAUGAAUACUUACAGGGUGAUAGCUCCACCGAGCAUCUUAUGCUCGGACCCGAUCCUGGUAUUGGGGCAAGAAUUGGUGGUAUGGUCGGUAGCAGUUGUUCUGGUACUAAUGCCUACAAGUAUGGUACCAUGAAGGAAAACGUGGUUAAUUUAACUGUUGUGUUAGCGGACGGAACUAUCAUUAAGACUAAACAAAGACCUAGAAAGUCCAGUGCUGGUUAUGAUAUGACAAGAUUAUUUAUUGGUUCUGAAGGUACUUUGGGAAUUAUUACAGAAAUCACCGUUAAGUUGCAUGUACGUCCUAAACUUGAGUUGGUCAGUGUGGCAACUUUCCCCACUAUAGCAGAUGCAGCUAGCACUGCCCAGGCAAUCAUCAAAAGUGGUCUUCAAAUGAAUGCCAUUGAGCUUUUGAACGCAACUAUGGUCUCUUUUGUUAACAACUACGGCGGUGUUACAGAUGAAAAUGACGAACCAAAGAAAUUUAUUGAAAAACCAACUUUGCUUUUCAAGGUGGGUGGUCCAUCGAAAACAGCAAUCGAUGAGCAGCUCGAAUUAAUUGAAGCUAUCAGUAAGGAAAAUCACUUGGUAAAGCUCGAAAGUUCUCAUAACGAAGACGAGAACGCCAUCUUAUGGUCAUCCCGUAGGAAUGGCUUAUGGUCUACCGUGCAAUACGGAUCUGAGAUUCUCGAAGAUAAGAAUGAUGUCCAGAUCUGGACCACCGAUUUCGCUGUCCCUAUUUCCCACUUAGCAAACGUUAUUGCCGAGACAAACGACGAUUUGAACAACCUGGGAUUCCAGGAUAAGUUCUCUGUCCUAGGUCAUGUGGGAGAUGGCAAUUGUCACUUCUUAAUUGUAUAUAAUACUAAAGACUACCGGAGAGUUAGCGAAGCAGUUGAUAGAAUGGUUUUCCGGGCAUUAAAGUAUGAAGGAACAUGUACCGGAGAACAUGGCGUAGGUGUCGGUAAGAGAAAAUACUUGAACACUGAACUUGGUACCACCACUGUGGAUUUAAUGAGACAUCUCAAGUUGCUGAUGGAUCCCAGAAGAAUCUUGAAUCCUGAUAAAAUAUUCAAGCUCGAUUCUACCGAUACUUUAGAUGAACAGUUAGAACACGGGGAUAUCAAAGCAGUCGGUGCUCCCUGUUGUAGCUCAUAG
Molecule: messenger RNA, 1824 nt
Organism: Debaryomyces tyrocola
Lineage: Eukaryota; Fungi; Ascomycota; Pichiomycetes; Serinales; Debaryomycetaceae
Source: the annotation of a GenBank genome assembly